CUUCAUUAUAAAGGGAGAGCGGUGACGGAUAUCUGUUGAAGGGUCUGUCAGGAGGCAAAGAAUCCGGACGCCGGCUCCAUCCCCGCUGAAGGACGGUCAACUAUUAACACAAACGCCGCCGAAAUGUGUCCGUAACAUAUCAAAUACUGUAUUUGAUAAAAUAAGCGUGUACUCCCGGAGACAUUUUUAUUCUUUCUUCAAACAUGAUCGCAUUGCUGACUCUGACUAUCCUCUUCAAAAGCGUUUUGUUGCUGCCGUUGACUCCGAGUAUGCUGGAGCAUGACGACGUCAAGGUGAUGCAAUGCGUGGUGGAGGCACUCGUGGAUGUGCUGUCCAGGCCACACCAUCUCCCUGUCAGCCAGGAAUGUCUGCACACACUCAGGACUGACGACCACCUCCUGACACUCCUUCGACACUCCGAUUUCCUGAAGGAGCUGCAGGACGUCGCAACCCAGGGUGGUGAUGAGAGAGCCUGGCCGCCUGGAGGAGGCGCCAUUGCACCACAUCAUGAGAUGCCAGCUCCUCGAAAUGCAGACGGUGUCCCAGAUGGGUCCAUGCUGAAUGCACUCGGAGGCUCUGGUGAGCGCGCCAUCGUAUCCCAGGAACCAAGGAGGUCGAAAGAGGAGGACAAGGGAGGAGAAGAUGAGAAGAAAGAGGACGAAGAGGACAAUAGAGUAUGGACAUCAGAAGAAAAGAGACAAACUGUCUCUGAAGAGGAGGAGGAGGAAGAGGAGGGAAUGAAGAAGAGGAGCAAAGGUUUUCUGCUCGGGAAGAAAUCCGGAAGUGCGGAGGAAGAAGGGGAGGAAGAAGCCCUCCAUCAUUCCAAGGAGGUCUCGGAGGAAGAGGAGGUCAAGAGAAAGAGGAACCACAGUCCGGAGGAGAAGGAGCUGCAGAUGAUCGCUCGCAGGACGCCGGAGGAGGAGGAUGGCAGUGCCGCGAGGAAGUCGGAGGACCCCGAAGUAGAAAACCUCGCCGCCAUUGAGGCUGAGCUGGAGAACGUGUCCCAGAAACUCCACCAGCUGCGAGGCUGAGCUUGACGUGACGUCCUCCUUCCACAAGCUGCUUCAUCUUCUUCCUCCAAAAAAAAGAAAAACAAAGAGGCUGCGAGGGCUUCUCCUAAAACCUUCCUCGUGACCUUCACGUUGUUGACGUGUUUCGGAAAUUCUCUUCUACUGUGUUCCAUUAUUCUACAUUAUUCACCUUUUGUUUCAUCUAUCCUAUUUUGUCGCUGAUUUGAACACAAAGGCAAAAAGUGGACAUUUUCUACCCAUUUUGAAGGCAUUGAAUUGUAAAACAAAACUUUUUUUUUUCUUUUUAAUUCAGUUAUCUCAGUGGCUGUGCAAUCAUAUUUGCAUAGCAGGAAGGACUGCAAUAAAAGCAACAUUCAACACUGCCAA
This is a messenger RNA of Hippocampus zosterae (dwarf seahorse), 1397 nucleotides long. It is a transcript of the gene chga, whose product is annotated as chromogranin A. Gene Ontology annotation, biological process: negative regulation of catecholamine secretion; defense response to bacterium; negative regulation of insulin secretion. The transcript is spliced from 8 exons. NCBI's taxonomy places the organism in Eukaryota, Metazoa, Chordata, Actinopteri, Syngnathiformes, Syngnathidae. Bases 204 to 1031 code for a protein of 275 amino acids. Gene Ontology annotation, cellular component: chromaffin granule. The record is from RefSeq and is a predicted model, not a curated record.